Chelonia mydas (Green sea turtle) is the source of this 3386-nucleotide messenger RNA. It is a transcript of the gene COL13A1, whose product is annotated as collagen type XIII alpha 1 chain. The transcript has 44 exons. Bases 518 to 2926 code for a protein of 802 amino acids. The record is from RefSeq and is a predicted model, not a curated record. Lineage: Eukaryota; Metazoa; Chordata; Testudines; Cheloniidae.
AUUGCACAGAGAAAGAGAGAGAGGGAGAGCAGAGGAGGUUACUUUGGGAAGCAGUACAGCUUGCUCAUCCGAUCCGUGUAGUUCAGACAGAGUGUGUCAUGUUACAGAGAAGCCAGGAUCAGCCACAGUGCAACUCCAAAGCAGUUGAGAAUUACCUCUCUCCAAUGGGGACUUUCAUGUGCAAUCUCUUAACCACUCUGCUAAGGAACUGAAACUGACAAACCUAGAGGGAGAGGAAAAGAACAACAAACAAAAAAGACUGAAAGACAUAAACUGAUCUGAUUAUUUUCCCCAAAACUUUUCUGGAGUUGGAGCCUUUCUUUUUUUUAAAUAACUUUUUCCCCCUUUUUAUCCAUACAAUUUUGUUAUUAUUGUUGUUAUAAUUUCUAUUAUUCAGUGGCAUUGGGAUUCCCUCGGACGCUGCUCUUCCAUGAAUUCUGGAUUGUUCUUCUUGGAGUGGGAUUGAAACUUUAUUUAUUCUAUUUAUUUAUUUAUUGUUUCUCAGGACAGGGAGGGAAUGUUGGAGGAGAAGGGCUGGAAAGGUGCUAGCAAUGGUGCCUUUGACAGAGGGUGCAUCGCUCCCCCCAGGACAGGGGAUGGAGAAAGAUGCUGCAGGUUUCCUCUACUGCUGGGCUCUGGGCUUCCUGGGGUGUCUUUGAUUUCUCUGGUGUUGAGCCUCCUGCUAUACUUUAGGACAUCAGACCUGCAAUCCAGGGUUUCACAUUUGGAAGCAGACAGAUGCAUUCAGCUCCCUGCCUGGCUCUCUGCAGACCAAAUGGAGACAGCUAUUUUGGGAAGAGUUGACCAACUGCUUGAUGAGAAAUUAAAGUUCAACUUGCCGAGACAUCGAGAAGUUCGAGAUACCCACCAGAGGUGCAACUGCCCAGCAGGGCCUCCUGGCCCUACAGGAAGACCAGGGCUUCCGGGAGACAAAGGCGCCAUGGGGAUCCCUGGAAGAACGGGACUAAAGGGGCAACCCGGAGAGAAGGGAACCCCUGGAGAAGCAGGCAUGUCCAUCAUCGGUCCCCGAGGCCCUCCAGGACAGCCUGGAACAAGAGGUUUUCCUGGAUUUCCGGGCCCAAUUGGUUUGGAUGGCAAACCUGGCCAUCCUGGACAGAAGGGGGAGAUGGGUGUUGCUGGUCCCAAGGGACAGCCGGGACCUACAGGACAAAAAGGAGAAAAGGGCCAGUGUGGAGACUACCCACACAGGCUGUUGCCUCUCCUCAAUUCAGUGCGGCUGGCUCCACCCCCGGUCAUAAAGAGACGCACUUUCCAGGGUGAACAAGGACAGGCGGGGAUUCAAGGUCCACCAGGGCCACCUGGUCCACCAGGGCCAACUGGACCAUCUGGACCAGCAGGAAAUCCAGGACAACCUGGCCUAGUUGGGCCACCAGGCAAAGCAGGGGAGCCUGGAAAGGCAGGCAAGGAUGGAAAGGGUUUACCUGGACCCCCUGGACCAAAGGGAGACCCUGGAAUUCAAGGAUACCAUGGGAGGAAGGGUGAGGUGGGUGAGGCUGGCCUACCAGGUGCACCUGGCCUUCCUGGACCUAUUGGCCCCAAGGGUGAAAAGGGGGACACUGGCAUGAAGGGGGAGAGGGGCAUGCCAGGGCUGCCAGGAAAACAUGGAGCUAAGGGGGUUCCUGGAAUGGCUACUGCAGGGAUGAAGGGAGAACCUGGAGUUGCAGGGAUGAUGGGCCCCCCAGGUUUGCCAGGGAAAAGGGGACAGAGGGGGGAGAAGGGAAGAGCUGGUGAUCCCGGACUUCCUGGAUUCCUAGGACAGAAGGGAGAGAAGGGAGAUGCUGGCAAUUCACUCGGGGGAGGUAAAGGGGAACCCGGACCCCCGGGACUACCUGGGCCUCCAGGACCAAAGGGGGAAGCUGGUGACAUUGGCCAGACUGGCAUUGCAGGACCGCAGGGGAAAAAGGGAGAACCUGGAGCACCUGGAGAACAGGGGCCUGUUGGUCCAAGGGGUCCCAAAGGGGAGCCAGGAAAGGACGAAAUUGUGGAUUAUGAUGGUAACAUCAACGAAGCUCUACAGGAAAUACGAACGUUGGCCCUGAUGGGACCUCCUGGACUUCCAGGAGUAGCUGGGACCCCAGGGCUACCAGGACAGAAGGGUGAAAUUGGUUUGCCGGGUCCUCCUGGACACGAUGGAGAGAAGGGGCCACGAGGUAAAUCAGGAGAGGUGGGGCCUCCUGGUCCCCAAGGGCCCCCAGGAAAGGAGGGACCUCCAGGAGUGAAGGGAGAGACUGGACUUACGGGGACCCCAGGAGCAAAGGGGGAAAAGGGGGAGGCAGGAGAAGCUGGCUCUCCGGGUCUUGAUGGCCCAAAUGGGGAGAAAGGAGAACGAGGUGACCAAGGGAUACCAGGACCUUCAGGAUUACCAGGUCUAAUUGGACUUCCAGGAUUGACAGGAGAGAAAGGAGAACCUGGUGAGGAUGGGGAAAAAGGAGACGCAGGGGACUCAGUAUCAGGGCCACCCGGGCCCCAAGGCCCACCAGGUGCUGCAGGUCUUCAAGGCCUUCCAGGACCGAAGGGGGAAGCGGGGAUUGAUGGAAUGAAAGGAGAGAAGGGUGUCGAGGGUGAGAAAGGAGACCGAGGUCCACUGGGAUUGCCCGGUGCUUCAGGUUUAGACGGCAGGCCUGGACCACCGGGUACUCCAGGACCAAUUGGAGCUCCAGGACCAGCAGGACCAAAAGGGGAAAGGGGCAGUAAAGGAGACCCUGGAAAUGCAGGACCAAAGGGGCCAGCUGGGCUUCCUGGUUUACAAGGCCCAUCUGGUGACAAAGGAAACCGGGGGGAGAGGGGCAAGAAAGGCUCUAGAGGGCCUAAAGGGGAUAAGGGAGACCAAGGAGCGCCUGGAUUAGAUGCACCCUGUCCAUUGGGAGAUGACGGCUUGCCAGUUCAGGGCUGCUGGAAUAAGUGAUGGUUCUAACCAUGGACUGGCCUGUGUGUGUUUUGUACAUAGAAUAUUUAUUUUUAUACAAUGUUCUUUUCUGAAAUGCCAAGAAGUUAUACAUUUUACAAAUUAUCAAAAGCUGCAUAUAUUUUGUACAGAAAAUACUAAAUUUCCCUUUUUCUGUUUGUCAAUACUUUAUAUAAUUCUGUGUCUAUAUUAUGCUUAUAUUGUUGUGGAGUCCAGCUGUAAUAUUUGCAUGAUAUUUGUGCACACUUGAUGAGUAUUGGAACUUAAUAAAUUAUUGCAUUCAGGUGCCAAAAGGAACUGCCCUAUAUAAAUCUGAAGGUCAUUUCCCUUGCCAAAUCAGGAAAAUUAAAGAAUAUUUGAAGUGUUAUGGAUUUUAUUAUUAAAAUGAAAUAUGACAAUUAUCUUUUUGUGAAUAAACUAUGGUGUUGCUGGAGAAAGCCUGGGGCAGCCAGCAGUGCUA